AUGUCUCUACGUAUAUUUGGUGUUGGUCUUGGUGUUAUUGUCAUGAUGCUUAUAUGGAUUUUUAGUAUUGCUAUAUGUAUUAUGUGUAUACGGAUACGAAGAACAGUUAUAGCGAUCACUGCUUUGGUUAUUGAAGUUUUCAUUACACUAAUCAUAAUAUCUUGGCCUUUGGCUGCACCGACAACGAUUUCUGAAAAAGUUGAGGUCUCCAUUGGUAUUCCAAUGGAGACAGUAGAUUACAUUGGUAUUCCACGCUUCAUUUUGGUUAUUGUAGAGGCCAUUAAUGGGAUGAUAAAAAAAACUAAUGGAAUGGUAUUAGCUAAUUUUACUCCGAAAAAAACUGCUUUGUCUGCUGCUCAGAAUGUUGUUUAUUUUCUGAUUGGUUUCUUAAAUUUGCAUAAGCUUGUUCCAGACAAUAUCAGGAUAAAGUCGCUAGCUGUGAUGUUGAAUGAUCUAUUAGUUUGUGUACCGAAUGAUACCGCUCGUACAAAGCAUGUUGACUUAUCUGGCAGUGGUACUUUACGUUGUAGUGAUUGUUGUCCAUCAAGUUGUCCUUUAUUACCAGAUUGA
Molecule: messenger RNA, 570 nt
Organism: Acanthocheilonema viteae
Lineage: Eukaryota; Metazoa; Nematoda; Chromadorea; Rhabditida; Onchocercidae
Source: the annotation of a GenBank genome assembly